AUGAUUGACAACGUUCCUAAAUCACCACGUUACAAUCAGACAUCUCCAGAUCUUCCUUUAACACCCACGACUUCUUCUUCCUCUAACCUCAACUCGAGUUCACAUUUAGCGAACAAACCAUUGCCUCCACGUACACCUAAAGAACCUGACUGUCCUUGCCACCACAUUCUUGUCUCAAAAGACUCUCAACACUGUGCUUUGUGUGACGAUAUUAUUCCCAUUUUGGCUGAGAUUCAGGAUGACCGAGAAAAGAAACGUGACAAAAUUAACGAAACAAAGCAGUUGCUUAGCAACGAACAGUCAAAAUUAAAACAACAGCAGCAAGAUAUCGAGGCAUUGAACAAAAAAUGCAUCGAGCUGACGGACAAAUUAAAAAAUACAACAGAACAGUAUCAAUCUUUACAAAAUGAUUUGGUUGUUUUGGAAAAGAAAUACGAGACAGAAAAGAUUGAAGCAGAGCAAGCAAAAAAAGACAAGACAGCUGUGGAAAACGAACUGGAAGAUCUAUCACAGCGACUCUUUGAAGAAGCAAAUGAUAUGGUAGCCAAUGAGAAGAGAGAAAAGCAUCAACUAGAGAUACAAUACAAUCAUUUACAAGAUGAACUUAAACUCUGUCGAGAACAAAUAGAAGCAGAGGAAUUACAGCUCAAAGAACUCAAGCAAAAAUUUGGUAGCAUGGAAGAGAAUCGUGAAAAGCGUUUUAGUGACAACAACAGCAGCACAACUUCUCUUAGGGAUUCAGCAUCUGUAGAAGAUGAGAAUGUUCCUACUGAGCGUGCUUCUCGUGAUAUGGCCGGUUUAUUUACACACAAAGACAACAAUCUGGAAAUACAAGAGACUACAGAUCCCACAAUUUUAAAUGAAUUUAAAGAAUUUGUACAGUUAGAUGAAUCUGUGCCUAUUCGAAAGUUACACAAUGCAACUCUUUUUAUGAGACACAGCUUGGCAGAAGAUGUAGAGCCUUGCUUGCGUUUUGGUCCCAAUGCACGACUCUCACCCAAAAAACUUUAUGAAGCCAUUUUACUUAAUACUUGUUUUAUUGAAGAAGCCCCUUAUGAAUAUGCUCAAGAGCAGGCCAAAAGACCAUAUGAUGUACCCCUUAGAAUAUCAGCUGCAAAAAGUAUGAUCUGGGAACGGCUUUCAAAUGCUCCAAUGGCCCUCUUUACAGGGUGUCAAGCAUGUGGUAGAGUCACGAAAGAUUUACCAUAUCGCUUUCGAAUCUCCAUGUUAGAUGACUGGGCCUGCGUUGAUAGAUAUUGUCGCGAUCGAUUAGUGGCUGUAUGUGAGUUCUAUACGUUUAUAAGAAACAUUCGCCAAGGCUAUUACAAUGGACGUACAGUCUCUGAUCUGUAUGGUGAAAGUAUACGCUUAAAAUUACAGAUGUUCUAUGCAAGCAGAAUGGGAACAUUAUCUCAAACACUUCAUAAUAUGGGAAUUAAAGGAGACAUGGUUGGACAAGCAUCCCCACCCAACAUGGUGAUACCAUCCCCUACUAUUGAAAAUGAAGACAAGGCAUCUUUGGCUGAUAGCACAGCAGAAUCCAACAUUUCUCAACGUAUAUCAGAAGAUGAAGAAGAAAAGCCUUCUGUUCAUCCAGGCAAUUCGGUAUGGAUUGAGCUUUAA
Gilbertella persicaria is the source of this 1623-nucleotide messenger RNA. RefSeq lists its product as uncharacterized. The coding region runs from base 1 to 1623 and encodes 540 amino acids. The record is from RefSeq and is a predicted model, not a curated record. NCBI's taxonomy places the organism in Eukaryota, Fungi, Mucoromycota, Mucoromycetes, Mucorales, Choanephoraceae. The transcript is spliced from 2 exons. Gene Ontology annotation, biological process: exocytosis. Gene Ontology annotation, cellular component: Golgi to plasma membrane transport vesicle; cell tip. Gene Ontology annotation, molecular function: guanyl-nucleotide exchange factor activity.